Messenger RNA from Spizellomyces punctatus DAOM BR117, 1287 nucleotides. RefSeq lists its product as uncharacterized. The record is from RefSeq and is a predicted model, not a curated record. Gene Ontology annotation, cellular component: protein kinase CK2 complex; cytoplasm. The transcript has 3 exons. Gene Ontology annotation, molecular function: protein kinase regulator activity. Lineage: Eukaryota; Fungi; Chytridiomycota; Chytridiomycetes; Spizellomycetales; Spizellomycetaceae. The coding region runs from base 192 to 875 and encodes 227 amino acids.
UGGGAAGGGUCUUUGACCAAAACCAUUAAGCUCGGCUUUUGAAAAGCAUCUUCUACUUUUUGCUCUUUUCAGAAGGGGGUGCGCACCAUUGCAAAGGCAGGUGGGCAGGGACGUGCGCUUUGUCCAUUCCUUGCCUUCUUGCACUUGAGUACUACAUUUGCCAAGCCAUAACCCGAGGACAGCCAUAGCGAAUGGAGGAUCAAAUGUCCGCGGGCUCUUCUGAAUCAGCAGAGUCCACUGCAUACUGGAUAGAAUGGUUUCAGUCGUUGAAAGGAAAUGAAUUCUACUGUGAUGUUGAUGAAGAUUAUAUCCUCGACCGAUUCAACUUGACGGGGUUAAACACGGAAGUACAGCACUACGCACUAGCGUUCGAUAUGAUCACCGAUGCACUAGAAGAGGACUUGGAUGACGAUAUGCGGGCGGAAGUGGAAAAGUCGGCGCGACAUCUUUAUGGCCUCAUUCAUGCUCGUUUUAUCCUUACCGCCCGCGGACUCACAAAGAUGCAGGAAAAGUUUCGCCAUGCAGAAUUUGGUCGGUGCCCACGAGUUCUGUGUGACAACCAGCCAGUGCUCCCUGUUGGGCUAUGGGAUGUGGCUGGAGUGAAGUGUGUCAAGCUGUAUUGUCCGCGCUGUGAGGAUGUCUACAACCCGAUAUCGAGACGGCAUCUUGCGAUUGAUGGUGCACAUUUUGGUACAACGUUCCCUCACCUACUGCUACAAGCAUACCCAAAUCUGAUGCCUGCUAAAACUCCGAAGAGAUACGUUCCGAAAAUUUUUGGAUUCAAGGUCCAUCACAUCGCUAACGAGCACAGGAAGCAAGACCAGUUGAAGGAGCAAAUGCAGCAACGUCUUCAUCAAGCGCAGGUCAACGAAUGAAAUGCCUUUCCCGCGAACCGUGCACGUAGGUCGUCGAGAGCAGUGACUGAUUAAUGCACGAGUGGACCGGACAAAUGAAAAGGCGCAGACGAAUGUGGAUGGGUUUAGCAGGUGCUGAGAUGUCUUUGUAGGGCAGAGGUCAUUGCGUCGUUGAGACUCGGUCAGCUGUAAAGCUUGUCGUUGGGCAAAAAGUGCUUUUCAUCCCAGCAUCAGGCUGGAUCUGUUCAUUAUAAUCCCGUGUAUAUAUUGACGCGUAUUAAUUAGACUCCAAAGUACCACUUAUCCGUGUUGAAAACUUGUUAUGGCCCAUGGAACUUUGGUACGGAGUGUGAUAUAAACCGAUUAAUUCUAUUACGUUACAGUACUAUGGCAAAAAGUAUACAAACGAAUAAACUGCUAGACAUGCACAGCC